Vespa velutina is the source of this 1359-nucleotide messenger RNA. It is a transcript of the gene UbcE2H, whose product is annotated as ubiquitin-conjugating enzyme E2 H. Gene Ontology annotation, molecular function: ubiquitin conjugating enzyme activity. Gene Ontology annotation, biological process: protein polyubiquitination; ubiquitin-dependent protein catabolic process. The transcript is spliced from 5 exons. Lineage: Eukaryota; Metazoa; Arthropoda; Insecta; Hymenoptera; Vespidae. The record is from RefSeq and is a predicted model, not a curated record. Bases 181 to 744 code for a protein of 187 amino acids. Gene Ontology annotation, cellular component: nucleus.
UGGAGGAGGAGGAGGAGGAGGAGGAGCGUUUACCCGUGAGUUCACGAAGCCGUGGUGCGCGCUGGAUACGUAGCGGACUCUCGUGGAGGACCUUCGUGCGUGGAGCUACGAUCGGGUGGCACAGCUGAUCCAAGGACUCGGGUACGAAGGGCUCUUACUUGCCAAUAACAGCCGACAAAUAUGUCGUCCCCCAGCGCUGGAAAACGACGUAUGGACACGGACGUUAUCAAACUAAUAGAAAGCAAACAUGAGGUGACGAUCCUCGGAGGACUCAAUGAAUUUUCUGUCAAAUUCUACGGACCACGAGGGACACCUUACGAGGGUGGAAUAUGGAAGGUGAGGGUUCACUUGCCCGAACAUUAUCCCUUUAAAUCUCCUUCGAUCGGGUUUAUGAACAAGGUCUACCACCCUAACAUUGACGAAGUUUCAGGCACCGUAUGCCUGGACGUUAUAAACCAGGCUUGGACUGCCCUCUAUGACCUGUCAAAUAUUUUCGAAUCCUUUCUGCCUCAGCUAUUAACAUAUCCCAAUCCCAUCGAUCCUCUAAAUGGUGAUGCAGCUGCUAUGUAUCUUCAUAAACCAGAGGAAUACAAGAAGAAGGUAGCAGAUUACGUGAGGAAAUAUGCAACGGAGGAGGCAUUGAGGGACCAGGAGAAUGGCGGGACUGGGAACGGGAUGUCGUCCGAUAGCGAGUCAUCGAUGAGCGAUUUCAGUGAAGACGAGGCGCAGGACAUGGAGUUGUAACCAAAUAUUCUAUCAUCCAUACCCAUAUCCUUAAUAUCAAUUCCCUGUAAAACUCCAAUAUCGUUUGCCCUAUUACCAAAUAGAAUGCUUAUAUUCCAAAAAGCUCCGAAAGAGAGCUUCACUUUCGGUUUUGGCCGCACGACGUGUUCUCGUCGCACAUUAUCUCAGGUCGCGAUGGCCGACGACUCACGUUCUCCCUCCGACCAUCGUUUUCUCAUAGUCAUGUCUGAUAUGAAGAUUAUUAUAUCUUAUGGAAUAAUGUAAAAGGGAUAAAUAUGUCCCCCUUCGCCUCGCCCCUCGCCUCGCCCGUGCCCCCCUCCCCUCUCCCCGUCUCUUUCCUCUUCCCGUCUCUUUCCUCUUCCCCUCCCUGCAUACUCCGUUUUCUCUCUCUUUGUUUUCUCGUUUAUUAGAGACGCCUUUUUAUUAAUUACGUUGAUCUUGCUCUUUUUCUUUUUUUUUUUUUUCUUUUUCUUUUUCUUUUCUUUUCUUUUUUUUUUGUUUUUUUUCUUUUUCAUAAAAAAAGAAAAAAGAAAAAAAAAAACGGAGAAAAUAACGAGACAACGGAUAUAAAUGAAUUGUACGAUAAAUUUUAUUAAUCAAUUAUGUUACGUGUCA